AAUCCAGUCCUUGUUUGCAUUUGGAUCUUCGGCUUCAGCCGCUUCAGCUUCAGCUUCCAUGUGCUAUAUUUCCACGUUGCCGUGAUGAAUACUGUCGGUCCAUGCGCGCUGUCUAGUCACUUAGAAGGUUGUCGAGUGCGUUUACGCACUGACAGCUGUGAAAUCGAAGGCACUGUGCACAAUGUGAACUCCAAGACGUCGAGGAUUUCAUUAAAAAAAAUCACAGAUGCUUCCAGUAAUGCUACGAUGGCUGGCGUGAUGCAUUUUUACGCCGAUGACAUAAGCUCCUGUGUCGUCUUGGAAAAUUCAACAAAACAAAAACGUGUCAGUUCGACGAAAGAAGAAGACGGGCCGCGAUUGCUACGCAUUCGCCCAAUUCCACCACAUUUAGAACGCCUGAACAUGUCUGUUGGCGUCAAAGAGUUCAUUUGUCAUCGUCUGAAAACCGAUAAUCCGGAGGACGAUGUUAAGCGAGGCUACAUCAAGUUGGUUGGUGAAGGGGACCAGGUGCCAAUAUUCAAGAUUCCACUGCCGACGAAAUUCCAGCUCGUUGACGAAAUGGACGAGACGUUCCAUGAAGCGCUGAACGUCCUGAAGAAUCAGACAGUUAUAGGAAUAGGCUACGAUGGCUUUAAAAUUGGGCGCAGUGGUUGCCUCUCUCUGCUGGCGGUUUCCACAGCAGACACUGUCUAUCUGUUUGAUAUCCUUGUGUUGAAGAACGAUCCCUUUGAUCAAGGUCUGAAAGAAAUCCUCGAGUCGAAGGACAUUGAGAAGGUUAUCCACGGUUGCAGGCAGAUCUCCGACUGCUUAUAUCACCUCUUCCAGGUUGAGCUGGACAACAUAUUUGACACACAGGUCGCCGAUGUUGUGGUGUUCCGGAAUCAAAAUCACUACAAUAGAGGCGGAGAUGUACGAGGAGAGGAGGCCACAUUUGUACGAGGUCUGCAGUACUGUCUGAAGGUCUUCCUUGGGUUUUCGCACGACCAGCUGAAGUACACACGCAGCAGACAAAAUCCUGAAGAGGAGGACACAUCAGCAUGGCGCCAGAGACCCCUGUCCCUAUCACAGAUUGACAGCCUUGUCAAGGACGUGAUCUACCUAAGAGAGCUACGGCUGGCCUGCCUCGAUAAGCUCCUUCGUGACUUCCGCAAUGGCGUGCGCUACUUCCAGAGCCUCGUGCGGGACUGCAGUGAACCGGAGCUGGAAUUUGUCCCUCCUGAACAUGUGCUUCCACCGGGCUUCUACAAUACUAUAAGGAUGGCAUCAAAAAGCCAGGGUCAUGGUCAGGAGUGGUCAGCACAAAACGGACACGGCAACUUCCAUCGGCAGGACCGGAGAAAUGACCACAUGAACGGCGGUGGAAGGCGGUUUCCAGAGCCGUGGGGUCGCCAACACCGCUACUACCACAACGGAAGGUCAAGCCACAAUGGUGGAGGGGGAGGUCGACCCAGCAACGGACCCCACGGCGACACUACGUGGCGGCACAAGGAGGAACCACGUGCUACCGUCGAAGUGUCGAGUCCCGUGCCCGAUCCUGAGGACUCCCUUUUCAUGAUGCCGCCCACACCGCCACGUGAAACCACUGCCGAGUCUGAAGACGGGUCCUUUGACAGCGCAGCUACGGAACUACAAUUGAGCACACCGUCAGAGAGUGAUGCAGAUGGAAGCUCGCAGUCUGGUGGUUGGGAGGCAGCUAAUCAUGGCUCUUCCAGAGUACCACAUAGGAUCAAGUUUCUUCCGGCAGGGAUGAUUGUGCCCUGAGGAGAACGUACCUGCGACGGAUUGAGUGGUUGUGUUUCUGUUUCUUCUCAUUGUGUGCAACGGUUUGCAUGAGUGGCCCUGUUUAUGGGCGGGUGGGAAUAGCUUGUCUUCCCACAUACAGUGGACUCCAUUUAAACAGAACUCUCAGGGAAUGACAGAAAUUGUUCCAUUUAUCGAAAGUCUGAUUUAAGCGAAAUAUACACAGCUUAUCAAGUAAGUAAAGUAUGGGAGGCUUACCUUCAUGUUCAGAAUAAUGCUGCAAGAGUCUGUCCACCUGACCAUGGGCGGGGCAAUUAUUCACACUGAGGAUUAUCUUUCCGUUUCCUGCUGAUAAAAUUUGCAUCCUCUUCCACAGCCAGGUCUUGAUGAUCACCUGGUGCCAUCUUAUCGUAUGGCAUUGUCCACAUCCACGUUCAGUGGGCGGCAAAGAUUUCUACCUUGACAGCACCUACUAUAAACCGAAAUAUAGGCUGAGGUAUUGUUUGAGAGAAGAAAAAAAAACUCAACCCAUAUUCCUGUUUAUACAGUACAACUUUUCCUUUGUGCAAUGCCUUGAAAGCGUUGCACUCUUUUGCUGUUUCUGUUUUUAGGUUUCUGCCGCAAUCCUCUUCCUGAAUUAUCUCUAACAUUUUCUCACACCAAAGCACUUUAUGUGGCCGUUUCCACCAGGAUGCUCGCAACUGUAAGCAUAACAUGGUUCAAUUGUACAGUCGCCGACAGAUUUUUCGGACUUUGAAAGAGACACAAAAUCGGUCCGAAUUUUAAGACAAGGGCCUAAAUCUGCAAUGUUUAAAAAAAACUCGCACUGGUUUGAAGUAACUGUCGACACGAGUUUGCUUCACCACGCGGACACUGGAUAAUGCAUCAGGGGCAAUUUCUGCUAACGUAGCUUUGUCGUGAUAUACUUCUAUGAGCGUAGUAACAGCCGUAAGGAUCUCAGCCACCGUCGUCUCAACGUCUGAACCUUCCUGCGGAAGAUCGGCACACGCUAGUAAGCUCCGCCUCCGAAAAGUAAAAAAAAAUAGGCAUGCUCGGAGACGAACGAGUACGAAAAAGCAGACAGUCCGUCCGAAAUGUGGUCCAAAAUAUUGGAAGCGGAAAUACAUUGGCUCAAUCGGGUGUUUCAUGGUGCCAAGUGUUCUGUCCGAAAAAUUGGAAAGUCAGAAUUUUUGGGGUCCGAAACAUCGGUCAGCGACUGUACUGGAUAUGACUGUUCCAUUGUGGUUGUGAGACCUGAACUACAGUUUUUCACGUCCGUCGCAGUCUCGAUACUUCCACUCAGUCUUGGUUAACCAAAUAACACAAAAUGGGAAGUUUCAAUCCUCUGAAGAUGUUUAUCAUUGCAUGUGUAGGAAACCAACCAAAGAUGGCCCUAUCGUUCCACUAAUUUUCAUUUAGACAAAGUUUUGGUUAAUGGGAGUCCACUGUAUGUGGUCUACUACAUACAUUGAGUGUGUUCUGAACAGCAAAAAUGGUGUUCCCUAUUUGCGUUAGGCAGAAGCCAAUAUUGCCCGAUUGUCGUCCCCAGCUUUCAGUUAUCAGUGAUUGGGUUAAACCCGACUUGAGCUAUUGCAGGAUACAACAGUUUGACAACUGUCCUGGAGAGUUGAAUGAAUUGUAGCGGCAAACAACCCAUUCGCAAGCUCACUCUGGGUAGCUUGUGAGUGGCUACGUUUCAUUUGCCAUAAAACUCCAGGAGAGAGAAAAUACAGACCCUACAAGAAACAUUUCACAGUUAGGGCACCGUGUUUUCGGGUUUUAUGUUUUUUGAAAAUCUGGGUGUCAAAAUCUGGAUUUAUUUCAAGAGCCGUAAAACAGGGUAAAAUCGGGAGAUAUCAGGUGGAAAAUUUAAAAAAAAAAAAAAGAGUGCUUCUUGCAUUUUAGAUUGACAUAAUGACAUGCUGAAUGAACAGUGUUCAGCAAUCUCCAGUGCCCACAUUAGCGCCCAAAUUGGCACUUUGCAGAGUUCGUUUUGGGUUUUCUUCGAAUUUUACCCUAAGUGAUGAUGAUGCAAACCGGGGAUAAAAACGGGUUUUACCUUAAAACACAGGUCCCUAUUCAUAGUGGAGCAACUAAUGGCAUGCUAAAGUGCAACAUAGAACACCAGAUUGCAAAGUAAAGCUAACCAUGUUGGCAGGUGACGAAACGUGAAUGUAUUGCCCCACUACACAGUUACCAUGUAUUCACUUUUAUAGACCUAGGGGCCACGACUGACCACGAUCAGGUCUCCACUCCAUCCAAAACUGGCUUGUUCACCUUAUUCAUCAUUGUUAGUUCUAUUUCAUGUUCUUAGUGUUCAUUUCUUUUAAGUCAUGUUCUUCAGGCUUUGGGGACAUUAAGCAGAUUGUCCUGGUAAUCACUUCAUUCUUUCUACUCGUGGCGAGCAGAGUUCAUGCGUGAAGACGAGAGCAGUGAAAAUGAAUAUUGUACCUCAGUCUGGUGGUAGCAUGGUCUAGGUUUCCUCAGUAAUGCACAGAAAAGGGGAUUUUGUUGUAGCAUGCUCGGAUAAUGAUGGCAGAUUCAAACUUGUUGCAUUCACACUAAUGUAAUGGCAAAAGCUCUCACAUUUGUUUAUUUUGCAUCAUGCUGUUGUGUUCAGGACCUUUUGUGAGCACAGUGUAUUUUCGUUGUCUUUUUAUUGCUGGUGCAAGAAAUCGGCAGGAAAUUGGUUUAACUUGGUUUACGUUGAUGGGAUCAUUUCGGGCAAUACUGGGUUUUGCGGAAGAAACUAAUGUUUCGUUGUGGUCACAUGACUCAAGACACAAAAUGUGCAACAAUUUAGCGUGUUUUGAAGUCAGUGCAUGUGUUGCAUCAUUUGUAUUGUCUUGCUCAGCACCAUCCUGCAUUGAUUUCACAUUCUCUCUCAUUGAUAUGUGUACAUCAUUUUAAUAGACAUAAAUAAAGGGGAAUUACAAAUCUC
Messenger RNA from Ornithodoros turicata, 4681 nucleotides. RefSeq names its product piRNA biogenesis protein EXD1-like. NCBI's taxonomy places the organism in Eukaryota, Metazoa, Arthropoda, Arachnida, Ixodida, Argasidae. Gene Ontology annotation, biological process: piRNA processing. The record is from RefSeq and is a predicted model, not a curated record. Gene Ontology annotation, cellular component: PET complex. The transcript is spliced from 13 exons. Bases 85 to 1761 code for a protein of 558 amino acids. Gene Ontology annotation, molecular function: 3'-5' exonuclease activity; nucleic acid binding.